Monodelphis domestica (gray short-tailed opossum) is the source of this 10914-nucleotide messenger RNA. It is a transcript of the gene RAB3C, whose product is annotated as RAB3C, member RAS oncogene family. Gene Ontology annotation, molecular function: GTP binding; GTPase activity. The record is from RefSeq and is a predicted model, not a curated record. NCBI's taxonomy places the organism in Eukaryota, Metazoa, Chordata, Mammalia, Didelphimorphia, Didelphidae.
GGGAGGAGUAGGAGAAAGGCUAAGUGGCCAGGACCAGGGAGAGAAAAGAAGCUGUUUAAGUGUUUGCUGGGAGAUGUAGUUCGCUUCUUAGCCUGUUUGACUUUGAAUAGCUUUCGAGAGUAAAGCGAAUGUACUACAACUCCCAGAGGAAAGCGGGGUCCUUGGUAAAUUCGCGCGUGCGGCAGGAGGGACAGCUCCGGUGCUGAUGUUGAAGCCGGUUAGCAAACAUCAGAGUGUAUGUUCAGAGUGUGUCGUGUCGAGAGGGUGUGUUGUGCAUGCAUGAUCACUCCGCUAAAUCUAGAGCUGUUUUAGAUUGAGCUAGCGCAGCAUUUGACGGAGAUAAAGGAAGGACACGUUGUUGACAAUGAGACACGAAGCGCCCAUGCAGAUGGCCUCUGCCCAGGACUCCAGGUAUGGCCAGAAGGAUACCUCAGACCAGAACUUUGAUUACAUGUUCAAACUGCUCAUCAUUGGAAACAGCAGUGUGGGGAAAACUUCUUUCCUCUUCCGUUACGCAGAUGACUCAUUCACAUCUGCGUUUGUCAGUACUGUUGGCAUUGACUUCAAAGUAAAAACUGUCUUCAAAAACGAAAAGAGGAUCAAGCUACAGAUAUGGGACACGGCAGGUCAAGAGAGAUAUAGGACAAUUACUACAGCUUAUUACCGGGGUGCCAUGGGCUUUAUUCUAAUGUAUGACAUCACCAAUGAAGAGUCCUUUAAUGCAGUACAAGAUUGGUCAACUCAAAUCAAAACAUACUCUUGGGAUAAUGCCCAGGUUAUCUUGGUUGGGAACAAAUGUGACAUGGAAGAUGAGCGGGUCAUCUCAACAGAGAGAGGCAAACACUUAGGAGAACAGCUUGGGUUUGAAUUUUUUGAAACAAGUGCCAAGGACAACAUAAAUGUCAAGCAGACAUUUGAGCGCCUCGUGGAUAUCAUCUGUGACAAAAUGUCAGAGAGUUUGGAGACAGAUCCUGCCAUCGCUGCUGGAAAACAGAAUACAAGACUCAAAGAAUCGCCUCCACCACAGCAGCCCAACUGUGGCUGUUAAUGGAGCCAUUAGCUAAGGAAGCUCCAGUGUGUUCUAUUGCCAACAAAGAGCAUUCAUACAUGGUCUAUUAGCCUUUAUUUAAACUGUCUAUUUAUUUAUUUGAGGGAGUCUUUGAUGUCAGUGGGUGAUAUAUGCAUACAGCUCUUUGGAAAUUUCCUGUGUAAUAUAUGGCAAAUAUGUGAUCUUAAAUUUGUAAGGAUUAUCCAUUUAUCAACCUCUGAUAUCUGCAUGGGAAUAGGUGUUUGUUUGUCUUCUGAGUUGUUUUUUCCUUUUUUUUAAAGAUUAUUCUAAAUUCAGCUGGUGCCAUGACCUCAGACUAUAAUUUUACUGUAACUGCUGAUUGCUUCAUCCAAUUCAAAUUAUGCUACUCACGCUUGCUCUGUGGGGCAAUGAUAGGGUAUCCUAGGGUGUGGGAGGGAUGGGAGGAUGGGGGAGAAGAAGGCAACAAAGAUUCUGUGUUGUGUUUGCUUUCCUCUUGACUAAAAAUCAAUUCUGAAAUAUUACCGGUAAUUAUGGAGAGAGUCAUUGGGACUGGUUAGCUUACAUAUUAAGCAAUGUGUCCAUUUUUCACCAGUAUUAAAAUCAAGGGGAAUAUUGAAUCUGAAGAAAUACAAAUAUUAUUUCCAUAUCCCUCAGGUGUUGUAUGAGAUCUGAUGUUAACCUGGCAGAAAAGUGGAUUGAAAUAACUGUUUGUUGUUGUUAUUAAAACAACAACUACUACUAUGACAAAAUGAAAUAGGCCACUUUUGCUUAAAAUGAGGCUAAACCAUGGCGGCUGUUUCUCCUGAUUUUAUGCAUUAUUCUGAAUGUUUGGGUCACUGAGUACAUGGAGACAUAAUCAUGGAAUUCCAUUGCUCUGCAGAAAGCAUCUUGGCUGAGGCAGGGUGAAUUGGAGACUUCCAUUGAGUUCAACAGAACCAACCUUCUUUUCUGUCUCCCCUCCCUUCUUCCCAAUCUAGAAAAAACCUUUUCACCUGGGCCUGGGUCAGUCAGGCAGCACCCAGGCCAAACCAAGACCCCGUCUCAGCAGUUGUGAUUGUAGGAUCAGUGAGAACCUGAGGGCAGGUGGAUUGAGGUAGGUGGUAGAUGGGUAAAAGUUGGGGGGUUUUAUUUGAGGAGACCUUUGUGCUCCCUUCUUUCCGUGGGUUUUUGUGGAUGCUUCAGAAUUCUUUUCCCUCUGGGGGCCAUCCUGAAGUGGUUCCUCAAGCCCAUCUGGGCCUUCCCUUCAAGAUUAUUUAGUUAAUGUAAACAUGGCUUCCAAGAGGAGGUAAGAGCAGGGUUCCCCUCUGCCUUGUUUGAAAGCCUGGCGCUCCACUUUAGCUCAAGCCUUACACCCUUUGGCUUCACAAACAAAGCCUGUGUGAAUGAACUGAAGGACCUGGACAAUAUUCUCUGGAGCUAAGUUCUGUGCACACAGUCAUUGUUUCACAAAUCUUCCGAAUGACUAGAUCCUCAUUCCCAUCUACCCCGGAUAUCUGGAAGUCAUAAAUGUUGAUGACCUACUACCUACUGUGUUAAGUAUAGUAAUUCCAUAUCUCAUCGUGCUGGCUUACUGACAACUGGAAUCUGUGAGGGAUUGAUACAAGAAAGCAGGAGCUUCUUAUAAAGAAGGGGGGGGGGGGCGUUCUAUUAAGGGAGCCUGGAAUUUUUUCAGUUUUGCCACCUGAGAAGGCGAUUAUUGACCUAGGAUGUGCAGGAUUGUUUACAGGGUAAAAGGAGUCAUUGUUUUUUUUCUCUGGAAUUAUACUCAGCCUAUGAAUUUUAAAAUCAGAAACCCUUCUUCUGACCCAGUUGGUUAAAGGGUCAAGGUUUCAGAAAUGAAAGAAAAACUGGCCAGAGUUUAUUUUCUGAAGGAGCUCAGAAAACAAACAAUCCCCAUAUCAUCCCAAUUGAGUCUUAUAUUUCAAUUGAAAUUGAAUUUCAAAUUCAAUUCAAAUUUCAAUUGAAAAUCAGGAGUUACAGAUAACCAGAGAAGUUUAAUUUUUUUUUUACUUUAUUAAGUUUUGCAUGGGCAGUUUAGUUGUCCCCUAAAGAACAAUAAUGUCUCCAUUUGACAACCUGCAAGGUAUUCCUUGACCAUAGAGAAAAUAAUCUCUUUUUCUUUGGUUUUCCAUAGCAAUGAUUAUUUUUGAAGCCUUCAAAAUCAAGGCAAAGAAAACUAGCCUGGGAGAACAAGUAGCUUCCCAACUGGAUGACCAGGUUUAAUAUCUGCAUUUGGGUGUGGCUAGACAGUCAAGCUGGCUUUGAAUCGCUUUCACAAUCUAGGAAAUGACAAAAAGUAGACGUGCUUUUUUUUCUUUUCACUUUUAAACACAAAAGAAUUCAAGAUGGCAUUUUAAAGAGACCACAGACCUUUUGGAGGGGCCAUCUUCCCCUGCAUUCAUAUGGCAAAGUAAAGUGAGCAUUAGGCGCACAGUGGACAACUUAUAAGCGCUUGCUGGAUGCCUCAUUUUAAGAAGGAAAGUGAUCCAGUUUUUCCAUCUUGGAUGCUCUUGUCCCUGCAAACAAAAUACAGGGUAUUAGUGGAAACAAACUUACUCUUCGAGCAGGUAGUCAGGAAUGGGAUACUCUGUGUCUCUACCAUGUGUAUCCAUUACAUGUGUGAGUCUAGAGGCACGGGGGCACUAGUCACAGUUUGUGUCUUUACUAAGAAACAUUUGACCUUGCUGUUAUGAACGCGAUUAUUACUACCCACUUUCAGUCAGCUGUGAACCUCCCAAAUCCUGAAGGAUUCUGAACUGUUCUUUCUCACCUUCAAUUAUGCAGCUCAAAUCCCAGGGUAGAUUCCUUCUGUUUUCUAUAGCUGAAUGGGAAGUGGCAAGGGCUGGUUGGCACACCUCUGAAAUGGGGGGGGGGGGGGAUUCCAUAUGCUAGCUGUGAAACACUGAGAAAUGCUGGGUGUGAUUGUUUAAUUUUGUUCUUGAUCUUCUCCAGAGGUCCUGACUUUAAUACCAAAAACUACACAUGGAGAAAUGGCCUUGGAGCAAAUUUUGUGAAUGUUCUUUAGGAAAUGUGCUGUUCUAUGUAAUUAUGGUGUUCUAUCCCCAUGUUUCGGUAACCUGCUUCUCUCCUUUAUAGCCCAGAGAGUAUUACCUGACCACUUAACUGGACGUUGUUAGGGGAAAGAACUUGAUAUGUAUAUAUGUAUGUUCCUUAGCUGCCAGAAACCUGGGGGACCAGUUAGAGAACUGUUGACAGUCAUAUUUCAGAGACCACGAAGGACUGUCACUGGGGAGAUGGACUCUAUGUGGAGUCUAUGGAUAGGUAUUGACUCAACCUCAGGUCACAUCCUUUUUGAGAGAUUAUACCUGCCAUCCAUAUUGAUGCCAGAACAUCAUAGCAUUCCUCAUGUUGAAACCCACAAGACCUGAGUUCAAACCUUGUCUCCUAUGUAAACUAAUUAAAUGACCCAGCAAAUCACUUAAAUCCUUAGUGUCCUCAUGUUGAAACCCACAAGACCUGAGCUCAAACCUUGUCUCCUAUGUAAACUAAUUAAAUGACCCAGCAAAUCACUUAAAUCCUUAGUGUCCUCAUGUUGAAACCCACAAGACCUGAGCUCAAACCUUGUCUCCUAUGUAAACUAAUUAAAUGACCAGCAAAUCACUUAAAUCCUUAGUGUCCUCAUGUUGAAACCCACAAGACCUGAGCUCAAACCUUGUCUCCUAUGUAAACUAAUUAAAUGACCCAGCAAAUCACUUAAAUCCUUAGUGUCCUCAUGUUGAAACCCACCAAACCUGAGCUCAAACCUUGUCUCCUAUGUAAACUAAUUAAAUGACCCAGCAAAUCUCUUAAAUCCUUAGUGUCCUCAUGUUGAAACCCACAAGACCUGAGUUCAAACCUUGUCUCCUCUGUAAACUAAUUAAAUGACCCAGCAAAUCACUUAAAUCCUUAGUGUCCAAGGCAACUCUCAAACUCGGUUGCAGAGCAAGUUCCAGCCUGCACUGGAAGAGACAAUUUCCUCAUCCAGGAAUUCCCUUUAUCACAAUCACAAUUCCAACACCUAUAUAAAAGCAUUGGACUCUUCUGUGAGGGAGAGAAGGAAGAUGACAACAUGAAUGCAAAAUGACCUGAAUUUUAAUGGGGAAAGUCUAUACUCUUCAGAAAAGUCUUCUGCUGAACGAUUAGUAGAGGUAGUUUUAGAUCUCCCUGGUCCAAAGUAAAAUAAAAUAAAAAAGAUAAAGACCCAACUCUGAGAAAGAGCAAUACUGCCAAAUAGUCAUUUUUUUAAGGAUGCUAUUCCAGCUUUUAUGUACUUCAAUCCAGACUUUCAUUCUCUGGUCUUCACCGCUGGAAUGAGUCAGACCCCAUUGCCCUGAGCCCCUCUACCUGAAAGAGAGAAAGCUCAAACAUUUCAGAAGUGUACUUCCAAGAGCUUGGACCUAAACAAAUAGCCAGGUUUAUGGAAGUAUCAGCACUAUGUUCAAGCCUGGAAGGAUCCGAACAUGAAUGCGAUUUUUUUCCAGGUAAAUGUUAAGAUAAUAAUGAAGCUUCAAUUCUGUAGACAUUAAAAAAAAAGAUCUGCUUUGAGCCAGCCCAGUGGAUACUUCCCUUGUCCACCCAAAAGGCUUAUCUCAUGGGCACUGCUCCUUCCAUGAAUUAUCUAUAUUUCCUUGAUGGAUUUUUAAGGCAUUAGACAUAAUGGACUUUAAGAAAACUGGUCUACUUCACAUGAAUUCCUUUCUGCUGCAGCAUCAUUCUGUAUGUUUAUUAGUGUUGAGGUUUUUAUUUUUAAAGGAAACUGAGUGUGCCUUCAUUUGUGAUCAAAUGAUAGCAUUAACACAUAGUAAAUGUGGAAUGAAACACUUGGAAAAUUGUCACCUAAUUCCAUGGGAGACCAAUAAUUUGAAUACACCAAUAUAUAUAUUUUUAUGCUUUCCUUUUCUGCAGAUAAUUUAUAAACCUUUUAGUCAGAGUAUUACCUUGCCUUUUACUUGGGUGCGUGUGUGUAUGGGUGUGGGUGUGGGUGUGUUGUGUAUACAUGUGUAUGUUGUGGGAGUACCUAUUUAAAUUUCUGGACCUUGUGAUAUCACUUUGUAAAUGGACUAUGCUUCCCAUUCUCAUUCCACAAGCCCAACUUGGGUGCCAUGCUUCGAGGUGAACUUUCCUAAAGUGGCAUCUCCUGGAGGCAGUCAUCAAUAAUCCCUGGCUCAUUGCCAAGUGCUUUAUCCCAGAGCACUGGGUGUCUUAGUGCAUGAUCAUAAUAUAGUAUGCAAUCAUUGUAUGCUAGAUGCAAAUGUUGCAACAUGACCUUCAUCAAGCCAGUAGUAUCUCUGUGACUCUAUAGUACCCAUUUAUUAGAGAGAUUUCUGAGCCCUAAAAAUCUGAGGUAGCAACUGCAUGCAUUGAAUUGUGAUAUAAAUUGCAUUUUUAAAUAAUUAUAAAAGUCUUCAGGGACCCAACAGUCCCUUUGUGUGUGUGCACGUCAAUAUUUCUAGACCUGAAAAAGUCUUUCCCUGUGUGCAUGACUAUUGAUUGGACCUCUGCUCCAGUUAGAGUGAGGAGUACGAUACUGCUUCUGUAGCUCGAUCUUGAAAGUCUUUUCAUCCAGCCACCAGAAAGGAAGUUUUUGUUCAGCUUUGCCCACCCAGCUGAAGCACCUGCACCUUAUUUAGUACAAAGUAGGGUGGUGUUGCUGCUGAGCACAGUCUUUUGGUAUUGGUUCCAGCAUUGAGACUGAUUUGGAUUUCAGAUAUACUUCUGAGGAGUCAAGUCUAAAUCGUAGCCCAAGGUGGUAUGAAGGCAUUAGAUAGGAGAGGAAGCUGAUGGCCUGAACAAUCCAUACUAGGGAUCCUAGGCUUCCAGAUCCCCACCUUUAGGAGAAAAUGUAUGCCUUUCUGCUGGGUGGGCUUGUCUAACCCACUUCACUUCUAUUUCUCUUUUCAUUGUUAUAAAACUUGGAAAGAAAUAUUUCAAGGUGAGAAUCAAAAACCUUACUCCUCGAUAAAAAUGAAAGAUUCGUUCUUCACCCAAAAAAAGAAACAAUUCUAUAAAUAAUAGUCUUGAUACAGAAGGAAAGACAACUCCAAAUUAUUCUCAAUCCACAAAAAUCCAUUCGUUUCGCCCUUAAUUCCUUCCUUAAGCAAAGCACAUGAAUGCAGUUCAUCUCUUGUUACUGACUUGACUCUAAUGGAGUGGGAAGGGCAGUUUUUACUUCAGUGUUCAAAUAUGCAAAGACCAGUUAAUUUUCAUUUAACUGAAGUGUUUCUAGGGAUAGAAGUCUUGUCUGAGUAAAUAAUCUUGACCUGGGCCUGCAGCAAUGGUUCUCAGUUCUAGAUUAAUUGAAUAUAAUUAUAUACCUGGUUCACAUGUGUAUGACCACUCCCCCUAAAUACAGAUGGUAGAAGGAAGACUAAGAAUGUCAGUAACAUGCUAAAGAAUGCAAGCGAUGUUUUUUUGGUUCCACAAUUAGCAAAAUGCCUAAAUGAAGCAUCUUAUUUUUUUCUUUCUGCUAUUUAACCCCACAGGGUUAAGCCAAACCAAGGAUUGAAUCCUAAGAGCAUUUAUUAAACAUCUUCUGUAGGCCAGGAUUCUUCUAGGUGCAGAGAAUACAAAAACAUAACAAAAACAGUUCUUGCUCUCAAGGAACUUAUGUGUUAAGAGAGGGAAAAAAAUUAGGACCCAAAAUUCAAAUUACAUUUACAUCAUAUUAGCACCUAUUCAUUUCCAGAAAGCCUGGAAAUUUGUAUUAAAAUUAAUUUGAGGGAUUAUCUAUGCAUUUAAUUUAAUUUGUACAAUUCCUACUUUCCCAUUAUUGUUGAUAAUUCAAAGCUAGUUGUAGGUGUCUUCCCCCAUCCUUCCCCAAAUUUCUCGAUUACUGAUUCUUGUCAAGCUGGGAUCCACUUGGGUCAAGUCCACAAGCCCUACAAAUGCUGCUCUUGGAGACAGCAUGAACAGAUGGUCUACAAUUUGCACUCGGAUACCUGGCAUUUCAGAGAGAGAAGGUGCCCCAAUGUCGUCUAGCAGUUUUCAUGUCAUGAAAACAAAAUCUGCUGAUCACUUGCCAUUUCAAUGAAUGGUUUGCCACAGGUAGUCCCACUGUCCCUGUGAAUGAAUGUGGAAUGAGAACUGUUUGUCCUAUAAUUCCCCUUAAUAUAUUGUCGUCAGAUGUGAUGUGCUACUUUUUUGGACUGUCAGAAUGUACAACUAUUUAAUGGUGUUUGUGGAACUGAAAUGUCUUAAAUGUUGCAUGAAAUAUGUUAUAAAAAUAAAUUUGUUUUCUAUUUUUCAACACCUCUAAAUUGAGGGUUCAUGGGCCAAUAAGUGCAAUAUUUAAUGACUUACUCAGUGUAUAUAAACUAGUGUGAAAGGGUGAAUUUUGAUGAAUGAAUGAUGGGCAACUGCUGUUUGUAUGACUUACUCAAAAGAUUUAUUGUAGUUGUAUAUGUCAAGUGGUGAGUUUUAUACAGUAAAUACUUUUAUUGGUGUAGUGUGAGACUCUUCCAUGCCUAACCUCAACUAUUUUUCCUCUAGAAAGCAAAAUUUUCCCAGGUACAUGUCAGUUUUACAAUUAUGUUUUACAUUUAUGGGUCUUCUUUCUUCAGACAUAAUGGUAGUAGAGCGCUAUUUUUGUUUGAAUAGAGGUUUUUUGGUUGUUGUUAGGGGGAGUAAUUAUGAAGGUUUUCCCCUAUAAGUCCAAAAUUAUUUCAUUUCUGAUUGGAUAAUGCAAAUUCUUGAUAACUACUAACUCCAGGGACCCAGGAAAACUUAAAUAUUGCUCGUUAGGAAAGAAGAAACUUGUUCUCUGAAUGACUGACCCAAAUUUUUGUCUCUUGAGAAUUUUGCAUUAUAUUUAUUUUUAUUUCUACUAUUAUGAUUAUUCAAUUCUAUGGUGUUUUGCCCUAUAUACAUAGACCCUAGGAACCUUGGGCAGAGCAUUUUCUUAGAUGGUUUUGUCUGAGUAGGUAUAAUGAGUGCCAGUUCUCCAUUGUCCACAAUGAAAAUUGAGACUCAAAGCAUCUUUAAAACAUUUUGGAAGAUAGCAAUAACCACCAUCCCUACUCAAAUAUUCAUUUUCUGUUCUUCAUGUUUUAGCCAACUCUGCUGUUUCUGACCUGGAACUUCACUAAAGAACAAAGAAGGCCACUUUAUUUAUAAAUAAUUCACUCAUAAAUAACAAAUUGACUAUAAUUUAGUUACCUGUGGUACAGGUUCAAAGUAGACCAAUUACUUUAAAUUAUUAUUUCCUCUAUGCUAUUUCUGUCCUAGGAAAUAAAUAAGUCUUUAGAACUGUAUGCAAUACUUCUACUAUUCAACAUAGUAAGAUCCAUUAAAGGUAGUGAUGUAUAGCAAAUAGAAAACUUCAGGGCCAGGAAGACUUGAGUUCAAUUCCUUACUUAAUGAUGCUGAUCAGGUAAGUCUAAGACUGUAAGUUGUAGAUAAAUGACUAUUCUGAUCCAAUGGAAGGAGUUUUGACACUGGGACUUUCUCAUACAGAAGAAAAUUGCAGACCUAACCUUUUAAAAUAAUGUCACAUUAUACUCUUCAGGGUAACAAUAAGUUUUUUUUGUCAUACAUUAAAAUUACUGCAGGAUAAGCUGUUUCUCCCUUGACCAACUGGUAUCUCUAAACAAUUAUGCCUUGUGUUUUCCUUGACACUUUUCAUAAAAUGGUCAUCGAAAGGUACCAAAUUGCUUUAAACAAUGGUGACCAAUACAUGGGGUAUUGUUCAAACCCAUAAGAAGUGAUUUUUUUGCAUUUUUGUACCUAGUCCUCAAUUCCACUGAAUAAAGUCAGUAUAUUCAAAACAGGAAAUAAUGGGAAGUGUCUCCGUCCCUCUUCAAAAAAUAUGGAGAAUCUUUGGCUAUUAUUUUAAGGACAUAGACAAGGAAUUUAUUUAGCACACAUUUGUUCAGCUCAGUACUCAACGAUGUUGGGGAAGGCAAAGUAAUCUGGGCAUCAUAUUUACAAUUUAUUUGGAAAGUCAAGAACAACACCUACUCAACACUUUACACACAAUACAAUUGUGUGGUCCAGAACAGGAGUGCCAGAGACACUGGGGUUUUCUAUCAGGACUGGAAUAAUCAAGAAAAUGUUUCUGCUAACAUCAAGAUAAUCCAGGCUUUGGAUGAACAGGGAUAGCUACGUAAAUGGAAAGGGGAAGGGUUCUAAGUAGUAAAAGUGAGAAGUCUUAUAGGCAUAGCAUAAGUGGCCCGAUUUACUUUUUUAAAGAUUCCUUGAAUUAUCUGUCCAGUUUGACUGUCUCAGUUGGCCCAGUGAAUUUGAUAGGGAGGAAAUUUUGCUAUUGUAGGGAGUAAGGUAGACCCAGGUUCUGGCAGAAAAUGUGAACUGGUUUCAAAGAAGUCUUUAAGCAUGGACACAAGUGUCUUUCCUCCCUUGAUAAUGCAACUAUCCAAGAAAUCCAAGGUGAUAUCACUUAGUAGACAAGCAGAUUGUGUUACCUAUUAUUUGACUUCAACAUUCUAUGUGCCAGGGAAGUGGGAUAGGCUCAGACCAAAUGGCUCCUUUUAUGGCACUUUCAGUUUCUUGUUAAAGAUGGAUUUUCUAAAUUGUUUUUGAGAAAAUAUUAAACUACUCACUUCUGAUACAUCUGUGUGGUGGUUAUGUUCCAAAUCCUACUAAUGCCAUAUAGUAAUUGUGAUUUUAAAUUGUGAGUUUAAACACUGCUGAGUAGCAGAUGUCAUGGCUCUUCUUGUGUCCGCAGGAAUUUUUGUCUGGAUGUAAAUCAAUGAGAUUUCUUCACAUGUGGAGUUUAAAUUAUUUGUUGAAAUUAGUUCUGUAAAAACUGUGUGUGCUACAUUGGUAUUCAGUUCAUUUGUGAAUUCUGUAGAACAAAGUGUCUUCUGUUCAUUGGAUUUAUUUUAUUUUUUGGAGAUGACAAUAAAUAUCCAAGAGACUAUAUUCCUGAA